Messenger RNA from Frieseomelitta varia, 3274 nucleotides. Its product is annotated as putative leucine-rich repeat-containing protein DDB_G0290503. The record is from RefSeq and is a predicted model, not a curated record. Lineage: Eukaryota; Metazoa; Arthropoda; Insecta; Hymenoptera; Apidae. The transcript has 27 exons. The coding region runs from base 9 to 2987 and encodes 992 amino acids.
AACGUGCCAUGAACCCAUUUGAUCCAACAAUCGAAUUUAGCCGAAAGAUCUUCGACAAUGACCGUAAUUGUACAGCUAUUGACACGGCUACCGGAGAAUUGUGCGGCGAAACUGAAACCAUGAAGAUUAUCGACGAGUUUCAGAAAUUGUACGAAGCUCGCAUUGAAAAUGUUGACCAAGAGUUCGAAAGUGAAUUUGACAAAGUUUCUAUGAAGCUAGAAAUAUCAAAGGAAUGGAUUAAAAAUUUGAAAGAACAAAAUGUUAUGCUGGUGCAAGUGGUAGAGGAUUUGGAGCAAGCCGCUUGCAAUAGAGUUAAAUUAUUGGAGGAGAGAUUAAAACAUUCGUCAGUACUAGUCUCUGGAAAUAUAUCAAAAUCAAUGAAUACAGAAAAGACUAUAAAUACACUUUCAAAUCGUGUAAGUGACUUGGAGAAAGAUGAAAAAUGCAUGCAACAAAAAAUAGAAUUUCUCCAAAGUGAUAUCAGAGGAUUAUUAGAAUUAAUACGACGUGCAGUAGAAGAAAAUCAUUGGAAUUUGGACGAUAUAAAAUUCUUUGAGAUUCAACCUAGUGACAUACCUGUCCCCACUGCUAACUGUACCUGCAAUGAGGAAGAUAUAAGUCAAAGAAAGGUGCAGACCUUAAAAUCGCAAAUCAAACAUCUUCAAGAAAAUGAAAAAAAAAUGAUUAUGCACCAAAAAGAGUUAGAAGAUAAAUUAAUUGAUCUUAAUGCAAAAUUACAAACCAAAGAAGAUACUGUUAAAGCAUGUGUUUCUCAGUUCCAAAUUCUUAGUGAUAAUCUUAGAAAACGCGUAAAAUUUACUGAUCAAGUUGCAUGCAGUUCAUUUAUAACAAACGAUCAAGAAACUAUUGACGAUGUUAAGAAAUCAAGGAAUUCUACAAAUCAACAGAAUCAAGUCUUAUCAUAUUUGAAUAAAGUAAAAUCAUUGAUGGAACAGGAAAAAGAACAUCUUUUUAAGCUAAAAAUAGAAUUGGAGAAAACUGUAGAAAAUUUGUGCUGUGAGGAAGAUAAAAUGCACGAAACGAGUGACUGUAAUGUGGAUAACAUAAAGCAUAAAUUAACUAAGAAUAUUGAAUAUGUGAACAAAAUAUAUUUAAGAAAGGAAGAAUCAAUUGAAAUGAUAAAUUCUUUAUUUCAAAUGGAAAACAAUCAUCUUUUUCAUGUAGAAAAUUUUAAUUCCUUACCGAACACAGACAUUAAUCAAUGGAAAUUAAUAGAUGUAUUCAGAGCAUGUACUGUUGAAGCACAACUUACUAUGGAAGAUAUGAAAGAAGAAAUAAAUAUAAUUGUUUCUUCAUUUAAAUGUAGACAUCAAAAGUAUGUUGAUUUGAACAAAGAAGUUAUGAAUGUCCAAAAUCAGUUAAUAAAAAGUCAAGGGAUAAUAGCAGAAGUAAUUAAUAAAUUGCAAUUACAAGAAGAAGAAAGAAUGAGACAUAAUGAUAGAAUUAUUUCAGGGAAGAACAGAUUAAAAGAUAUAAAAAAUGAAAUAAAUCUUAUGCAAUUUCAAUCAUCAAUUCAUAUAAAUGAAAUGCAAACAAAUGAAAAUGUAUCCAAUUAUGGAGAAAAUGUAUCUAAUUAUGAUCUAUUAUGUUCAGCAAUUGAAGAAAUAGAACAAACAUCGUCUAGCCUGCAAAUAUUUCAAGUUCAAGGAUGUUGCAUAAUAAAAGAUCUUGAAAAAUUGAAGACCCAACUUUGUGAAGUAGAUUCAUUCACCAGAAAAUUACAAGAGAAAAUAGAUGAAGCAUUGAUAGAACAUGACAUAGUAGACACAACACUUUCUCAAAAAGAACAAAAAUUACAAAAGUUAGAAGAAGAAGUUGAUGUGAUUUACUUGAAAGUACAGAAUGUGUUGGAAACUUUUUUUUCUCCAAAAGAACUUGUAUCUGAUUGUAAUAUCAUGGAGACUCAAUUAUAUACACAAAUUUUAAACGAAAUACUGCAAACUAAACAAGCUGUAUAUAAAUUGAGAAAAGAACAUGAUGAAUUAAAGUAUAAAUUAUCGCAAUCACCACUUCAUCCAGAGUGCGAUAAGAAAACGUGCUUAUGGAAAUGUAGAGUAACUGACUUACAAGAUCAAGUUAAAAUACUGCAACAUGAGGCAAAAUGCAAUGAGGAAGCAAACAAUUUUUUAAGAAAUAACAUUCAAUCAAUAGAAGAGGAACUGCAUAUAACACAAGCGAAAGCAGAUAAUUAUAGACGAUCUCAUUCUGUAGAAAAUAUGACGUUAAAGAGAAAAAUUAUAGAAUUAGAAAAUACUCUUAAAUUACAAAAAGAAAUUGAAUGUACUCUUCAACGACAAUUGAAUGAUAGCGAAGUUGAAUUAAAAAAAUCUAAAGAAUUAUUAAAUUCUUCUCACGAUGAAUAUAAUAUGGAAGAAACUUUAUUACGAUAUGGUUGUUAUCAAUUCAGACAUGAUACAAUGACUGCACCACAAUUAUUUAAAAAGCUGCAAACCGCCAUAAAAUCUACAAAAACUGGUCUUCAGGAAUUUAAAGCAGAAUUCAAAAGAUUGAUUUGUGAAGAUUCAGUUAAUAGUUGUUCUUCUGCAAAAUCAUUAAUGAAUUUACUAGAAAAAUUACAAAAGUAUGAAAAUGAAUUAGAUAAUUGUUUUCAAGAAAUUGAAGAACUUAAAAAUACAUUAUAUUCUAAAGACAAACUAAUAGAAAAUAUGGAUGAAAUCAUUAAAAUUCAAAAGGAUUCUAUUGUAAUAAUGCAAGCUGAAUUAAAAGAACUUCACCAAAAGAUUGAUAAUCAAGAUCAAGUAAUCUCUCAGUAUGAAAAGGAAAAGAAAGAAUUAUUACGACAGAAUGAACUUCAAGUUCAAACUAUCGGUCAUUUACAAAAUGCUGUAGUAGAAGCAAAAAAAUAUAUAGAUCAAAUGGGACAUAAAACAGUGAGUGAUAUAAGUGAACAGUGGUCUACAAUUUCGCCUGCAGUAUACAGUCAAAGAAAUGUGCAUGAUGUUUAAUAUUAACUUAUAAUAGUGAAAUAUGUGCAAUAACAUGUAGUUUAUUUGUAAGAAACGAGCAGUCAGCAUAUCACUUGGAAAAUAAGAUUAGCAAUUUAAAGUACAAUUUUAAAGUUUUAAAUAUAUUAUAAAUAACUGAAACUAGCUUUUUAAAGAUUUUUUAAAUUAUAUUUCAUAUUUGAAAUAUAGAAUAUCUUCAAAUUUAAAGCAAAUUUAAACUUCUAUAGAUUUCUAAUAUUUGAAUAGUAUUUAAAUUAUAAAAUUGAAUUAAGCAAUACACCACAAAA